Molecule: messenger RNA, 1071 nt
Organism: Cutaneotrichosporon cavernicola
Lineage: Eukaryota; Fungi; Basidiomycota; Tremellomycetes; Trichosporonales; Trichosporonaceae
Exons: 2
Coding region: 1-1071 (356 amino acids)
Molecular function (GO): nitronate monooxygenase activity
Source: RefSeq, a predicted model, not a curated record
AUGAGUCUCCUCAAGCGCAUCGGCAUCACGCACCCAAUCAUCCAGGCCCCGAUGGCCGGGACCGCGACGCCGGCCAUGGCUGUGGCCGUCUCGAAUGCCGGCGGACUCGGCAGUGUUGGCAUUGGUGCCGGUGACGCCGAGGCUGGACGUAAGGUGAUUCGCGCUAUCCGCGAGGGAACCGAUAAGCCGUUCAAUGUCAACCUCUUCGUACACGAACCCUUCGUCUCCGAUACAGCCCGCGACGCCGCAUGGUGCAAAUACCUCGCCCCAGAGUUUGACAAGUACGGUGUUGCGGCUCCAAGCGGUCUCCGGACGAUAUACGGUACCUUGAAGACUGACAAGGAUAUGCUCGCCAUGUUACUUGAGGAGAAGCCGCCGGUCGUGAGCUUCCAUUUCGGCUUGCCGCCACCAGAGGUCACCAAGGCUCUCAAGAACUAUGGCGCUGUGUUGCUCGCCUCAGCAACCAGCCUCGAGGAGGCCAAGGCUUGUGAGGCUGCGGGCGUCGACGCCGUCGUCGCCCAGGGGUACGAGGCUGGUGGACACCGGGGUAUCUUUAACCCCAACGGACCGGAUGACCAGCUUUCCACUGCGUCGCUAGUUUCGCUCCUCACAAAGUCGAUUGGCGUUCCAGUCAUCGCUGCUGGCGGAAUCAUGGAUGGCGCGGGCAUUAACGCAUACCUCGCGCUUGGGGCAGCAGCGGCGCAGCUCGGCACUGCGUUCAUCGACACGACGGAGAGCGCUGCCCCGCCAGCACAUCGCAAGGCACUCAAGGAGGGUGGACAGCACACGCGCCUCGUCGCUGCCAUCUCGGGCCGGCCUGCGCGCUCCGUUGAGUCGAACUGGACGCGUCUGCUCGACCAGAUCGAAAAGGACGGAGUGCAGAUCGCAGGAUACCCGAACGCCUACGACUUGGCCAAGCAGCUCCAUGGAGCAGCGAGCGCCAAGGGUGACCAGGCGUGGGGCCCGUUUUGGGCGGGUCAGGGAGCGCCUCUCGCUCGCCAGAUGGGUGCGGCUGAACUCGUCGAGACGCUCCUCAAGGAGAUGAAGGAGGUGUCUCGAGCCAAGUUGUAG